This is a messenger RNA of Entrophospora candida, 558 nucleotides long. The record is from the annotation of a GenBank genome assembly. Lineage: Eukaryota; Fungi; Glomeromycota; Glomeromycetes; Entrophosporales; Entrophosporaceae.
CUACCAAAAGAUGAUAAUCAAAAAGAGAAUGUUGUUGACUAUAAAAAUAUAUUUAAAUCAAUGGACAAUAAAUUUAAAUGGAAACUCGAAUCUUCAGGACGUUAUGUGGAGAAUGUCUUAUAUUCUUAUGCUAUCAAAAAUGAUGAUUCUCCCGAACUACUACUACAUUCAUUCAUAAUUGAUCUUGAAGAUUCCAUAAUAAAGAAAAUAUUCACCAAUCCUGAAUUAGAGGAAAUGGAAAAUACAAAUAUUAAGACAGAUCCUGUUGUUGAUAAGGUUUUUGUAGAUGAAUUGAAUCGUUUUUCUGAUAUCACUACCAUUCAAGGAUUUUGUGUUGCAUUAAACAAAUUACCAACAAAAUGUUUGGAGACAUCAAAUAAAGAUGAUCAUUUCUCAUUAGAUACUCUUCAUUAUAUUAUCAAUACUUUAACAAUUGAAGAUUUAACAAAAGGAGUAGAUGUGUGGACAGCAACCUUGGAGAAUUAUAUUGAUACUGUCAUUGAAGAAAAUAAUGAAACUUUUAAAAAUAAAUCCAAAUUAAAGCAUCAGAUGUUGUGA